Messenger RNA from Penicillium coprophilum, 1872 nucleotides. RefSeq lists its product as uncharacterized. Gene Ontology annotation, molecular function: DNA binding; zinc ion binding; DNA-binding transcription factor activity, RNA polymerase II-specific. Bases 1 to 1872 code for a protein of 623 amino acids. The transcript has 3 exons. Gene Ontology annotation, cellular component: nucleus. The record is from RefSeq and is a predicted model, not a curated record. Lineage: Eukaryota; Fungi; Ascomycota; Eurotiomycetes; Eurotiales; Aspergillaceae. Gene Ontology annotation, biological process: DNA-templated transcription.
AUGGAAAGUGGAGACGAGCGACCGUACCGAUCUCAUACGAAGCCAGCAUGCGUACCAUGCCGGCGGAGAAAAUCGCGAUGCAAAUUGGAGCCCCACACAGCGGCAUGUCUGAUGUGUCGGGCGCAUGGCACAGAGUGUACAUUCCCAAACGGGAAAACAAAGUCAACUCCGCAGAAGCGAUAUUCCACCGAGGCAGGCCCACUACUACCACACCCGAGUUUACGAACUCCAACCGCAGCUAUCCAGCCAUUGAGCGGGCCACCUCUAGUCGCCGCUUCGCCGCAGUUCUCGGUCGUGACCCAGGUCCAGGGCGACCAGGAUACACCGCUGUCUCUCGAGGCCGAAGAUGAUAAUCCCCAUAUCCUCGGUCCAGCUGUAACCGGCGAUAACCACGUCCUGGCUGACUAUCUGUCCAACAUUUCUGGUGGCCAGGGAAUUCGUGAAAUUCGUCCCGUCGAGCCGGGUACAUCCUCAUCGCCGGUCAUAUUCACAAAAGUGCAGAAAAAGCCACUGGGGCUCAUGGUCAACUCUAGUCCGGCAUUGCAUAAGCUGCAGACUAUUGAAAAGCUUGUAGAGCCAUGGGGGCCACAUCUGAUAGAGAUUUAUCUGAAAAAAAUCAAUCCUUGCCUCCCGUUACUUGAAGAAAGCUCCUUUCGGGUGCAAUACACAAAUGCCAGACAUCGCAUCUCUCCCGCACUUUUGGCGUGCAUAUACGCCCAUGUUCUUACCCAAUGGCAACAUGACCCCCUUCUAUCACGAGAAAGGUGCCCAGACGUUCGCUUCGUCUGGAAUCUCGCCAUCGAAGCCUCAUACUCCGAGUUGCAUGCUUCAGCAGGAAUAUCCACGAUCAAAGCUAUUCUGCUUGAUGUUGGCGGCCGUCCAACCACAUCUAUGACGGGUAACGGGGUAAGACUUGGCUCGGCUGUUGCGUUGUGCCAUUCCCUUGGUUUAAAUCGAAAUCCACUUCCGUGGGAUAUCCCGCAAGCCGAGAAACACUUAAGAAUGAAGAUAUGGUGGUCUAUUUUACUCCACGAUCGAUGGUCAAGCCUCGCAUAUGGGACACCUCCUCAUGUCAGAAGGUCACAAUACGACGUACCACUACCAAUACCCGAGUAUCUAUCAGAUUGGGAACGAGAUCACGAAGCAAACGCAGUUUUCAUCGAGCUCAUGAACUUAACCGACGUGCUGGACCAUUGCCUGGAGCAAGUGUACAGCAUUCGAAUUGAGAGCCAAGGACCAAGCAAGAACUUAGAAUUGGAGUUGAACAAAUGGGUCGACUCACUCACAGGAGACAUCCGCAAGAUCAUAAUCCGCGGUUCAAACCUGGAUAUCCCUGGUGCUUCAAAUCUCCGUCUCGCGUAUUUGGCGACAAGACUCCUCCUCCGGCGCAUUGACCUAGAUCGCGAGCGGCAAGCACCGAACUCCAAUGCAGAGCACAUGGCCAACCGAGUCAUGGAGGCACGCAGGACCGCUGAAGACAUUGUGGUUCUGGUCCAGGAACUCGGAGAGCCGCAAUUGGGUGAUUACUGGCUACCUGUUGUAGCGUUCACAUUUUCCGCAACGGUGACAUUCUUAAUUCGGUGUGCGCUAGAGACGGAGCAGGCAGCAGGCCUUGCACAAAGUGGUUCGCUGCGAAUGGCAAGUGACCUUUUGGAAUCGUUGCGAAUGCACCGGAAGAACUUUGGGUGGGAUCUAGGUGAUAUCUGCCUGGCGCAGCAUUCCGAUGUUAUUGAUAAGCUAUUAAGGUCAGAACCACCGGCUGAGAAAUCGGGGGAGCCAAAUGUUGAGAUGCGUCAGCCGUUCGUGCCCGAUAUGGCUUUUCUUGAUGAUAUGUUUCCGAGUACUUGGGACAUAUUACAAAUUAUGGAAUGA